Mycena indigotica is the source of this 1017-nucleotide messenger RNA. RefSeq lists its product as uncharacterized. Bases 1 to 1017 code for a protein of 338 amino acids. Lineage: Eukaryota; Fungi; Basidiomycota; Agaricomycetes; Agaricales; Mycenaceae. The record is from RefSeq and is a predicted model, not a curated record. The transcript is spliced from 3 exons.
AUGGAGGCACUCAUGCCCAGCAUGACCGCCAAAACGAGUGGCGAAGCAAAGAGACUACUACUGCAAGCUCAACACAAGACGCGUCCCGGCUCUGGUUUCGAGAUCGCAGAUUCUGUUGGGCUUCCUGCCGUUUGUGCGCUCCUUGCUUCAACUCGCCUCAAUAAUACGGACGUGACUUUUGAAGCGGCCCAAGCGGCCUCUUGCCUUAACAAACCAAGGUUUAAGAAACUGCAGGAGACCGUCAUUCGUGCCCUUGGAUUAGACGACGCUCCCGCAGAACGGGCCCCGCUUAUGUUCGAAUCCCUGCGCUCAAAGCACUGUGGCAACCUCUCAACUCGAUGUUUGAAGUGGAUGAAGCUUGUGGAGAACGAGUUGGAAGGGGAGCAUGAUGUGACCGACGAUGAGCUUACAAUCGCCAUUUUCAUCUGGGUGUGCAACGCAAUCCAACCCAAUGAACCGCUCGAUGUCAAUGAUUUCAAGUCUCAAUAUGACGCAAACCCAAGAAAGUUGCGCAAUCUCCGCAAAGUCAUUCAAGAGCAGUUCAUCACACAGGCAACUGACAUGGUCAAGGACAUGGAAUCUGUCCUGCGGACCCGCGCCUCGACAUCUUCCCCGCAGAAACGUACCUUGUCGAUGUCCCCGAAAAAGCCCUUUGUGUUAUUAGAUUCUCCCUCUAAGCGUCCCAAAAUCAUAGCCCCGUCUCCGACUAAAGCGCGUAUGCCCGAUCCUCCUUCUCCACGUUCACGGUCACCUGUCAAAUCGCCCAAAAAGCAAAAAGCGCCGGCGGUAUCGUCGUCGUCGGAAGACGACCUGCCCGACGAGUUGCCACCUGCCCGACGCCGUCGUUUUCGACCAGUGUUUCUCGACACGGUCCAAUGGAAUUCACACGAUCCGCGCAUCGAAGAGCUCGACAAAGCGGCCAAAGCCCUGGGCGAACGUAUGGUCAAGCUCUACGGGGAACCUUUCAAAAAUGACUGGAAGGCAGUCGAACAAGACGAAGACGUUGAAAUGGGCUGA